GUGCAUCUUACUACCAUAGUAUUUGACAGAGAGAGAGAAAAAAGAAAAGGGAAUUUGUAGCGAUGGGAAUUGGAGUGAUUGUGAAUUUAUUUUUAUUGUUAAUCUUCAAUAACAUCAAGUGUGGUUUGAGUGAAAUUGGCACUGCCUCAUCCUAUGAGCCUCCUUAUACACCCACAAGGUGCAAUGGCAACCGAGCAGAUCAAUUCCCAUUGGGGAACUUAUUUGUGUCAGUGAGCGAAGGACUAUGGGAUAACGGUGCAGCAUGUGGUAGGCGAUACAGACUCAAGUGUUUGAGUGGAAAUAAUAAACCAUGUAGAGAUGGUACCAUUGAUGUUAAGGUGGUAGAUUUUUGUUCCAAAAGGCCGUGUCCUUCGACUAUUGUUUUGUCAAAUGAUGCUUUUUCUGCCAUUUCCAAGUCUCAAAGGGAGAAAAUCAACGUUGAAUAUAUUGAGAUCUGACAUGAACCUUGGUGUGUAUGGAAUUUCAUGUUUUGUUUUAUAUAUAUGUACUUGUUGAAGACUAAAUUCAUGAAAUUAAAUAUGAAGAAGAUAGUGUUUGAAUUUUGUAAUAUACUGUAUAAUAACAAGAAAUUUGCAUACAACUCAACUUAAUUGAAUGUAAUGAACCGACAUAUUAAGAUAAGGUUAUACUUAAAUUUUUCAUUGAAUUCGUGGGAUAACAACAAUAAAUCAAAUAAUUAUAUCAUUCGUACACAUCACAUCGCAUCACAUCACGGCUUACACAAAUUUGCAAAUCAGAAACUUUAUAUAUAUAUACCUAACAAUCGAUCCCGCAUUGUCCUUUAACUGCAUCAAGAGUAUCGUCUGUGGUAAAGGGGUCGAUACGAACCCACAAAAGG
Molecule: messenger RNA, 859 nt
Organism: Lactuca sativa (garden lettuce)
Lineage: Eukaryota; Viridiplantae; Streptophyta; Magnoliopsida; Asterales; Asteraceae
Product: EG45-like domain containing protein 2
Source: RefSeq, a predicted model, not a curated record